AAGGAGGGGGAGAGGGAGGUAGUGAAUGAGUUGAAGGAAAAGGAGUGGCUUUUUCUAGAUAGUCACCGUUUUUCUGCUGUAGUCCUCCCUCAGUGACGGCUCGGGACCGACACAGUAGAGCGGAAGGGGAGAGAGAGAGAGAGAGAGAGAGAGAGAGCGAGAGACGAAAAGAAGAAAGACAGAGAACUCCUAGACGCGGUCUCCCCUCAGUCCAGUUGCCAUGGCGUCGGCAGCCCCCCAGAAGCGGAUGGUGUCCUCGGUCUUCAUUACUCUGUCCUCCCCGCACCGCGCCACCGUCACGCCGAGCGCACACGCCACCAACACGCACACCGCCACGCGCGUGAGCCCCGAGGACAGCGGGCCCAGCGCGGUCCCGCACGGCGCGCGCAGCGACGCGCGGCACGCCCACGCCGCUCCACCCAGAGACGCCGCCGUGCCCCCCCGCCCCACGCAGGCUCUCCUUUCUCCGGGCACCAGGGCGGCACCUCCCCCUCCCUCCGCCAGCGGCCUGCGUAGCCCUCCAUCCUGGACGGAGCAGGCAGCAGCAGCAGCAACUGGAAACAGGAAGAGUGAAGACUAUCUUCCUCCACCUCCACCUCCACCUCCACCUCCGUCCCCGCCUCCGCCAUCCGCCCAGAAUGCGGAGCUCUGCUCAGAACUCACCUCCCCGCUGCCUCCCCCACCUGUCCUCGAACCGUCAGCUGAUCCCUCCCUCUCGGUCAGCCAGGGUCGUUCUCUCCAGCCUGCUCCCCAGAUGAGUAAAGCAGUGGAGCUGGAAGAGAGAGCACCCCCUGGUGGUGGGAAUCAGGACAGGCUGCUUCAGCAGGUUCAGCCAAGCCAGGGAGAAGAGAUAGGUCCAGGGAGUAGAGAUGUGUGUGGCUUUUGUCGAAAGCCAGUGGCUCUCGCCGAGCCUGCAAUUGAAGCCCUGAACAGGACAUAUCACGCUAACUGCUUCCAGUGCAGACAGUGCCAGACCGCUUUGGCUGGGCAGAUGUAUUACAACAAGGCUGGGAUCCCGCUCUGUGAGGACUGCUAUCUGGCUAGUCUGGAGCAGUGCUGGGCAUGUGGAGAGGUAAUCAAGGACCAUGUGAUCCGAGCACUAGGACGAGCUUACCAUCCUCCCUGUUUCAUUUGCACAACGUGCAGCCGGCCAAUCGGGGAAGAGAAAUUUUCUCAGGGGGAGGUUGGAGAAGUGUACUGUCUUCCCGACUACUACAGGAAAUACGCUCCCCAGUGCAAUGUUUGCCAGCAGCUGAUUGUCCCGGGAGAGGAUGGCAGGGACAGCUUUACUGUGGAGUGCCUGGGCCGCUCUUUCCACGAGGACUGCUAUCGCUGUGAGGUCUGCAGCAUCUUGCUGUCAACUGAGCCAAAUGAGCAAGGCUGCUAUCCUCUGGAUGGGCAGAUUCUCUGCAAGCCGUGCCACUUGACUCUUGUCCAGGAAGGCCACCGCUGAGGCUCCUUAAAGGGAGGGAGCCCCAAACUGCAGCUGAGGGACAGGCCCGGAGAGCAGGGUGUGGACAGUGCCAGCGAAAAUACAACUCCCUCGACCGCUGAGCUUUGCGCUUUUUGUAUUUCUCAGUAUGAUAUCUGAGCAUAAAAUGGGACCACUGAAUGUCUUCAUAUUUUAGUAUUCAUAAAAAGGAUUGCUGUCCCCAUCAUUAAAAAAAAUUGUAUAAGUGAUAUAUGUAGCAAUGUGUAUGUUUGUCUUUGAUUUCUGAUAUCUUUCCCACUUUUACUUGAUAAAUGUUCAUGUAUUGUGCACUCUUUUUCAAUAUGCACCAGGAAUUUCAAUGCACCAAAGAUAUUUAUUCAUUAAGUUUUCAAGUAUUUUGUUAUUUCAUGUAUGUUUUGUUUUUUAUAUCAUACACUAUAUACUUAGAUCACCAUUAUACCAUUUACAAAAAAAUAACUGAAAAAAAUAAACUAAUAUAUUGAAUCUAC
This is a messenger RNA of Anguilla anguilla (European eel), 1941 nucleotides long. RefSeq names its product filamin-binding LIM protein 1-like. The coding region runs from base 221 to 1453 and encodes 410 amino acids. The record is from RefSeq and is a predicted model, not a curated record. The transcript has 9 exons. Gene Ontology annotation, cellular component: focal adhesion; stress fiber. Lineage: Eukaryota; Metazoa; Chordata; Actinopteri; Anguilliformes; Anguillidae. Gene Ontology annotation, molecular function: filamin binding. Gene Ontology annotation, biological process: cell-cell adhesion.